AUGGCCCAGCUAUACUACAAAAAGGUCAACUUCUCCCCGUACCGAGACCGGAUCCCACUGCAGAUCGUGCGGGCGGAGGCAGAGCUCUCGUCGGAAGAGAAAGCCUACCUCAGUGCUGUGGAGAAGGGGGACUAUGCCAGCGUGAAACAUGCCCUGCAGGAGGCAGAGAUCUACUACAACAUCAACAUCAACUGCAUGGAUCCUCUGGGGCGCAGUGCCCUCCUCAUAGCCAUAGAGAAUGAGAACCUGGAGAUCAUGGAGCUGCUGCUGAGCCACAGCGUCUACGUGGGGGACGCGCUGCUCUACGCCAUACGGAAGGAGGUAGUGGGAGCUGUGGAGCUGCUGCUCAAUUACAGGAAGCCCAGUGGUGAAAAACAGGUUCCAACGCUGAUGAUGGACACCCAGUUUUCAGAGUUCACCCCAGAUAUCACCCCCAUCAUGCUGGCGGCUCACACCAACAACUACGAGAUCAUCAAACUGCUCGUCCAAAGGCGGGUGACCAUCCCACGCCCGCACCAGAUCAGGUGCAACUGUGUGGAAUGUGUCUCCAGCUCCGAGGUGGACAGCCUGAGGCACUCCAGGUCGAGGCUGAACAUCUACAAAGCCUUAGCCAGCCCUUCGUUGAUUGCCUUAUCGAGCGAGGAUCCCAUCCUGACCGCCUUCCGCCUGGGCUGGGAGCUGAAGGAGCUGAGCAAGGUGGAAAAUGAGUUCAAGGCUGAGUAUGAAGAGCUGUCCCAGCAGUGCAAGCGUUUUGCUAAGGACCUUUUGGACCAAGCACGGAGCUCCCGGGAGCUGGAGAUCAUUCUCAAUCACAGGGAUGAUCAGAGCGAGGAGCUGGAUCCCCAAAAGUGUCAUGAUUUGGCAAAGCUGAAGGUAGCAAUAAAGUAUCACCAGAAAGAGUUUGUUGCUCAGCCAAACUGCCAGCAGCUGCUAGCAACGCUGUGGUACGACGGCUUUCCAGGCUGGAGGAGGAAACACUGGGCAGUGAAACUCCUGACCUGUGUCACCAUUGGACUGCUGUUCCCCGUGCUGUCCGUGGCAUACCUGAUUGCACCCAAGAGCAGGCUGGGACUGUUCAUUAAAAAGCCAUUUAUCAAGUUUAUCUGCCACACUGGCUCCUACCUGACCUUCCUGUUCAUGCUCCUGCUGGCGUCGCAGCACAUCGUCAGGACAGACCUCCACAUGCAGGGGCCACCUCCCACCAUCGUGGAGUGGAUGAUCCUGCCCUGGGUUCUGGGUUUCAUCUGGGGAGAAAUCAAGGAAAUGUGGGAUGGUGGAUUCAAUGAGUACGUGCAUGACUGGUGGAAUCUGAUGGAUUUUGCAAUGAACUCCCUCUAUCUUGCAACUAUCUCCCUUAAAAUUGUUGCCUAUGUCAAGUACAACGGCUCUCGCCCGCGGGAGGAGUGGGAGAUGUGGCACCCGACCCUGAUUGCAGAAGCUCUCUUUGCAAUAUCCAACAUCCUCAGUUCCCUGCGCCUCAUCUCCCUGUUUACAGCCAACUCACACCUGGGACCCCUGCAGAUUUCUCUGGGACGCAUGCUGCUAGACAUCCUCAAAUUCCUUUUUAUCUACUGCCUGGUGCUUCUGGCUUUUGCCAAUGGACUGAACCAGCUUUAUUUUUAUUAUGAGACCAGUGCCUCGGAGGAACCCAACAACUGCAAGGGGAUCCGAUGUGAGAAACAGAACAAUGCCUUCUCCACGCUUUUUGAGACCCUCCAGUCACUCUUCUGGUCUGUGUUUGGGCUGCUGAAUCUCUACGUCACCAACGUGAAAGCCAGACACGAGUUCACAGAGUUUGUUGGGGCCACAAUGUUUGGGACCUACAACGUCAUCUCCCUCGUUGUGCUGCUGAACAUGCUCAUAGCCAUGAUGAACAACUCCUACCAGCUCAUUGCUGACCACGCGGACAUCGAGUGGAAGUUUGCGCGGACGAAGCUCUGGAUGAGUUAUUUUGAUGAAGGCGCCACUCUGCCCCCUCCCUUUAACAUUGUCCCCAGCCCCAAGUCGGUCUGGUACCUCUGCAAGUGGAUCCACAACCAGCUGUGCCCAGGAGAUGACUCUGACAAUGAACAGAAGAGGCACGAAAACCUCAAAACAUUCACAGAACGUCAUGCUGACAACCUGAUUCAGAAUCAACAUUACCAGGAAGUGAUAAGAAAUCUUGUGAAAAGAUACGUCGCUGCAAUGAUAAGAACUUCCAAAACCAACGAAGGUUUAACUGAAGAAAACUUCAAGGAAUUAAAACAGGACAUCUCGAGCUUUCGCUAUGAAGUUCUUGACCUCUUAGGCAACAGGAAGCCCCAGAGGAGAAGUUACUCUACAAGCAGCACAGAGGUGUCCCAAAAGGAGGAGACAAAUGAGGACAAUGCUGGAGAAAAACCCAGAGCCAAGAGCGUGUCCUUCAAUGUAGCCAACAAGAAGAAGGACUUCAACGUGUCUGCCCUGAUUAAAACCAUGUCUGGGAUCAACAUGGUGGAGGAGAAGCCAAAAAGCAACGGGAUCAGCAAGCGCUCGUUCGUGCGCAACGGGAACCGGGUGCAGAGACUCUCCAGCUCCAAGAAGGAAUCCUUCAAGAGGCUGGGCCUGCUCUUCUCCAAGAUGAACGGCCACGUCCCCGAGCCCAGCUCAGAACCCAUGUACACCAUCUCAGACGGGAUCAUCCAGCCACACUACAUGUGGAAAGACAUUAAAUAUUCUCCCAUGGACAGAGAGAGAGAAGAGAAUUGUUCCAAAAGUGAAAUUAACCUCAAUGAGGUGGCCUACAGUGGGAACACGAGACUCACAGGACAGAGCAAGGAGUGCCCUGUGGUUUGUACCAGUUCCCUUCACUGUGCUUCCAGUAUUUGUUCCUCUAACUCCAAACUUAUAGACUCGUCAGAGGAUGUGUUUGAUUCGUGGGGAGAGGCCUGUGACUUGUUUAUAAACCAGUGGAAAGAUGGGCAGGAGGAUCACGUUACCACUCGGCUCUGAGCAAAGCUCUCUUAACUCUCACUGCAAAACUCAGCCAAGUAUUGGUGUGCAAAGCAAAACAAAACCCCCAGGGAGAUCAGCAAUAGAGCUCAAACCACCCACAAUUUCAGAUCUGCUUCAUUCCUCCCAUACAGAAUCCUGCUUUGGGCUGGAAGAGACCCCUGGAGAUCCAGUCCCUCCUCUGUCUCUGACAGCCCCUUCUCCAUCAGUCCCAGCCAUGGGCACACCAGGGCAGCCUGUCCCCAUCCCUGCUCAGCACAGCCUGGUUUGGGGAUUGCUUGGGGGGUUUUUUUCCUUUCCCAUCCCAUUGGAAGCAUGGGCACACCAGGGCAGCCUGUCCCCAUCCCUGCUCAGCACAGCUGGUUUGGGGAUUGCUUGGGGGGUUUUUUUCCUUUCCCAUCCCAUUGGAAGCAUGGGCACAGCAAUGCAGCCUGUCCCCAUCCCUGCUCAGCACAGCCUGGUUUGGGGAUUGCUUGGGGCAUUUUUUUUCCUUUCCCAUCCCAUUGGAAGCAUGGGCACACCAGGGCAGCCUGUCCCCAUCCCCACUCAGCACAGCCUGGUUUGGGGAUUGCUUGGGGCAUUUUUUUCCUUUCCCAUCCCAUUGGAAGCAUGGGUACAGCAGUGCAGCCUGUCCCCAUCCCUGCUCAGCACAGCCUGGUUUGGGGAUUGCUUGGGGCAUUUUUUUCCUUUCCCAUCCCAUUGGAAGCAUGGGUACAGCAGUGCAGCCUGUCCCCAUCCCUGCUCAGCACAGCCUGGUUUGGGGAUUGCUUGGGGCAUUUUUUUCCUUUCCCAUCCCAUUGGAAGCAUUCCCACAUCAGCAGCACCCCUGAGGAUGCUGUGCCCAGGGCUCAGAGGUGCCCCAGGAGGAGCUGACAGAACACUGUGAUACCUUUAGCCAGCAGAGUGAGGCCUUUUGAAUAUAAAUAGCUGUUUUUGAGCAAGGGGGCACUUUUGGGUCUUAGCUAUUUUUCUGGCUAUUGUACAGUUAUUUAAAAACUACUGAAGGUGUUUAUAAGGCAGGUCUGGGAGCUACAGGGCUAAGCAUUUUGAGAAUCAAAAGACAGUAGCAGAUGCUUGAGUAUUCUAUUUUCUAUAUGGGAGCCCUGGAGACCUGGGCUGACGCUGAAGUUUUUUUAGCAAUCAAGUUUUAUUGUCAAAUUAAAUCUUCAUUAAUUAAAAAAAGCAACCACAGAAACAGCCUUCACACCCAAGCAUAUUUUAGAAUGCCAUUUUAUUUCAUGGAAUAAAAAACCAGUGAGGCUUUUUGCCCAUCCUCCCACCCCCUUCUUCUUUAUUUUAGUUUUGCUCAAAAACUCCAAGGCCUUUUCCAGGCAAAAGAGCUUUUACACGUUGUAAGAAUUUUGUGUAUGCAAAGACAGAAUGGGGACCUCAGAAUCUGCCAGUUGAGUGGUAAUAGCCACCCCUGGAGACAAGGGCAAGAGCAAAAAGCAAAAACAGAUGCUUAGUUUUAUGUACUUUUCUACUUGCAUCUCUUCCACCCCUAGUGCAGACUCCAUGUCAGACCCUCGUAUAACCUGUACAAAAUGAAACUAUGUACAUAACAAAUGAAAUUAUUUAUUUUAUGUGUAUUUUUAGCUUAACUGUAAACUGGAAAAAAAAAAAAAAACAAAUAAAAAGCAUUUAAUUUUUUUCCCAAAAAAUGUAAGCCUAUUGAAAAAUCAAGGUGUUUCUACCUUUUCAGAUGUAACAUUUCCAGCUGCCUAUUGAUAAUAAACAUUUAUGAACAGCAA
Molecule: messenger RNA, 4721 nt
Organism: Agelaius phoeniceus (red-winged blackbird)
Lineage: Eukaryota; Metazoa; Chordata; Aves; Passeriformes; Icteridae
Source: RefSeq, a predicted model, not a curated record